This is a messenger RNA of Naegleria fowleri, 2007 nucleotides long. RefSeq lists its product as uncharacterized. The record is from RefSeq and is a predicted model, not a curated record. Lineage: Eukaryota; Heterolobosea; Eutetramitea; Acrasida; Naegleriidae. Gene Ontology annotation, cellular component: nucleus; commitment complex; U2-type prespliceosome. The coding region runs from base 1 to 2007 and encodes 668 amino acids. Gene Ontology annotation, molecular function: protein binding. Gene Ontology annotation, biological process: mRNA 5'-splice site recognition; RNA processing. The transcript has a single exon.
AUGGAUAAUUAUCAUCAUCGUCAGCACUUCACUUCUUCGACGUCGGGAUCAUCAGGCAAUACGCCUUCCACUAAAACACCGCAAGAGUUUAUGAAAGAAUAUGAGAAUAUCUUAAAAGCAAAUCCAUGCGAUUAUUAUACAUGGGAGAAAUACAUUACUCUCAUGGAAAUUGAAUUUGGUAUGAACCCAUCAAGCCUAGAUAUUUCUCAAAGGCUUUUAGAUUUAUAUUCUCAAUUUCUUGCUCAAUUUCCUCUCUUGUUUGGGUAUUGGAAAAAGUAUGCGGAAUUAACCUAUCAAGUUACAAAAGAUUUUAAUCAAACGGUUCAAGUCUAUGAAAAGGCAAUUGAUAAAAAGACUGGAAUUUCUAAUAAUCCAGAUCUAUGGUCGCACUACUGUUUGUUUGUAGCUGAACAAUCUCAAGAUGUAUCGGAAAUAAGAGCUUUAUUUGAGAGAGCACUUCAAGCCAUUGGAAAUGAUUACUAUGCUCGUAUUCUAUGGGAAAAGUACAUUGAAUUUGAAACAUCACAGGAUGAACUUGAAAAUGUUGUCAAGUUAUAUAAGAGAGCCAUUCAAGUUCCAUGUAGAGAUUUGACAUUGAUUUGGUCUCAAUUUAAAGAUUUUAUGAAAACUCACACACCAAAACAAGAGAUUCCAUCAUCCACAACAAGUAGUAGUGAUGGAAAGGAACAACAAGAAUCAUCUCAACAAAUUUUAUCUGUCGAACAAUAUGCUCACACUCAAGAAGAAAUGAAUGCUUAUAAGGCCUCUAACAAAUUGAAUGAUUUAAUCACCUAUUGGAGAGAGAAUUUAUAUCUUCCAACAAAAAAGGAAUUGGAAAGAAUAAGACCUUUUGAAGAUCACAUUAGAAGACCAUAUUUUCAUGUUCAACCAUUCCAAGAACAUGAAUUGGAGCAUUUCAGAAGAUACAUUGAGAAUGAACAAGAUGAAUUUGAAAAGAAGAAUAAGUGGUGUACAUUGGAACAUGUCAUUCAAACCCAUGAGAGAUUUAUUGUCUAUUGCUCUUACUAUACUGAGUUUUGGAAUCGGUAUAUCAAAUUCUUGGAAAAACAAAAUCUUCAUGAUCAAGUCAUACAAGUUUACCAAAGGCUCACUAAUUAUAGCGUCCUAAAGAAUAGAUAUCAAGUUCAUAUUCAAUUUGCUGAAUAUUUGGAGAUGAAUCAUUCUAAACCAGAAAUGAUUGAGAAAGUAUAUAAUGAUUUAAUCACAUUGAGAUGUGUUGGACAUUUGGAAUCAUUGACUCGUGCCAUUCAUUAUUUACACAGAUCAAAAGACAAUGUUGAGAAAAUUGAAACCAUUUAUAGAGAACAAGAAAAGAACAUUGCAGGUACAUUGGCAAGAUGUUAUUUCAAACUUCAACAUGCCAAUUUUGUUUGGAAAGUUAGAAAAGAUGUUGAAAGAGCAAGAAUUUUAUAUAAUCAAUGUAUUGAUGAAUUCAAAACCACUAAGAAGGCAUACCAAGCACUAAUAGAGUUUGAAAGUGAUGUUGUUUUGACCAGUACUGAUAAUUUUACUAAUGAUCAUCUCGUUGAAAAAUUGUUAAAUUUGGAAUAUUACAAUGUUCCAGCUGGUGCACAUGAAGAUGACAUGCAGGAUGAAGAAUCUGUUGAUAGAGUAGUGAAACACUAUCUUUCUCUAUGGGGAAUGCCAUCACCACACGUCGAUUCUGAAAAAUUAUCAUCUAAGAAGAACUCUAGUUUUGUGACCAUCUCUUUCAAAAUUGAAGUGCUGCAAUUAUUGUUACAAAGAUAUGUGUAUCAAUUCCAAACGAUUCAAACCGUACAAAAAGUCAAAGAUGCAAUUAAGAGACUCCAAGAAGAACAGUAUGAAUCUCAAAGAAAGAGAAGACUUGAGAAUGGAGUUGACAUGGGCGUUACUUCCGAAACUAAAAAGCUCAAAUCUGGGGAAGAUCAACGAUGGAAUUUAGAACAGUACAAACAAUACUAUCAGCAAUACUAUCAAUAUUAUCAACAAUUUACACAGAUAUAA